AAACAGCAGCAGCAGUAGUCAGUCAGCCUGUCUGAGCUGUCGCCGCCUCCCAGUUCUCUCCCCUCCUCAAAGAAAGACACGAGGAACCAGUCAGACCAGUCCCCAGAAGACAUGGCAGAGGACCGGACCACCACGACGCCUUUGGCGGGUGACGAAGUAUCGCCAUCGGACCCGGAGUCGCACCAGGACCAGGGGUGUAGUAUCCCGAAGAGACACGCACGGGUCACGGUGAAGUACAACAGGAAGGAGCUACAGAGGCGGCUGGACCUGGAGAAGUGGAUCGACGAGAGCCUGGACCGGCUGUACGUGGGUCAGGAGGGUGAUAUACCAGAGGAGGUAAACAUUGACGAGUUGAUCGAUCUGCCGAACCUCGAGGACAGAGUGAAAAAGUUACAGGAGGUUCUUCAAAAGUGCAGUAACAACACGGAGGUACGUUUCCAAGCCAAGACACAAAUGAUAAUCUGCAUGUAUAGUAUACACACACAGAGCGGGAAGAUGAAGCUGCAGCACCUUACUCCUCAUCACACAGGAGGGUUAGGGUUAGGUUAGCAGGGAGGCCCAGGGAAGAUGCUGCUAUCUCAGACACUAUGAUAAGGUGCAUCAUUAAAGUAUGGUUGCACAUUCUGAAGUCUGUUGUUAAGCAGCACUCACACAUAUAUAUGCAGGUUUGGGUAGCAAUAGAUUACAUCAUGAUUACAUAAUAAUUUAAAUAAUAAUUUACUACAAUCAGCCCAGAUCAAUUUAAUUUGUCAAGGCUUAUUAAUGUAUCAUAUGUUGGUUAGCUUUAUGGCAAAUACAUUUUUUCAUGAGAACUACUGAUGUUUAUUAAUGAGAAAUGUGCAUGUAACAAGAGCUUUGUUGUCAAGUGCUCCAUCUUGUGGCAGGGGAAAAGAACAGAUCACUUCAGCUACAGACACGUGCAGAACAAGAAGUGCAGUUUUAAUAGUUUUAACUGCCAUAUAAGUUGUUUUCAUUAGCUUCCUGGAUUCCAAAGUAAUGUGGCCGGACCCAGUCUAUAUAAACACUGAAACAGUUUGUUCUGGUUAAACGUUUAUUCCAGAGUUUAUCAGAAGUUAAUGAGGCCUCAGGAAACAGAGUUAGUCAAACUAUGUUUGCAUCUUAACAGUUUCUGUGCUGAGCGUCAAAUAACUGUAGCCUUAUUUACACUUCAGAUAACCCUUGGAUUGUAUUUUUGCAAUGAAAGAAGUUUGACUUCAGGAAUUUCUGGCGACAGUUUUCCGUCACACUUUAGGGCAACAAAACUACUACUUGGUUUGGUUUAGGGAAAUAUCUUGGUUUGGCUUAAAAUCGAAAAUAGUGUAAAGUCUCUCUGGCUGAAGGCAAAUGUCUCCCUUUACUUACAUUGGAAAGACAUUAGAAAAGGGAUAUAUUAAUAUCCAGCGACGACAAGGGAUUACAGACAAUAGAACUUGUUUCACUGUUCAUAUGGGAAUAAGAGAAUUUUUCUCAAACAGAAUUGAUCAACUCUGAGCUUGUCCUUUGAGAGAAAUCGACAUCAUGUGACUAAAGUUCGCUCCUAAAGACAUGUACAGACAUUAAAUUAGUGUCAACAUGAACGGCCGCAGCCAAGACAACGCUUAACUUUAUUACCCCAGAUGAAUGUUUCUCGAAGGAAAACAGAACCAAGCGAUUCCAGGGCGGAACAAAUACUUGUCAGUAUUUGGCUGAUUGUUUUGGCCAUUGCUUCUCGUACUGUUGACAUAACACUGCUCAUCUGCAUGCUGCAUUUUUUAUCAGGCGGAAAAAUCUCCCCACGAAACACAGACAGCACUAAUAGAUGUGAACCAAAGGGGAUGUUUAUAAAGUGUUGUGUGGUGUGUACAUAGAAACUAAUACACUGUGACUUUAUUUGAUUGUGUUCAUGAGGAAUUAUGAGCAUUUACAACAAUUAGAUCACAACAUAAAAUAGGAACUUCCUCUACUUGGCCUGAAGGCUUCCUCCUGGGAGCCAGCUGCUCUCCUCAGCCUUCUUCCAUCUAUGGACAUAAUAUCACUCAAAGUCCUUCAAAACAACAGGGUUGAAAAUAACUUCCACAUUGUAACUGCUCUGAUAACGGCUCUAUGAAUGUUGCUUUACACAUUUGUGUUUUUGUGGUUUGUGGUUUAAUUAGUAGUGCCAACAGGCAAGAGUGACACAGGGCUUACAGUCAGUGGCCAGUGAUCCAGAUGCUUCCAGAUGUUUCCAUAUAAAGUAUGAGCACAAAACUGAAAUACUUCCUCGGAAAAUGUCCAUGUGCCUCCUCUGCAACAACAACAUUCUUUAAAAAAAGAAAACGCAGCUUCAUUUCUGUAUAUUAUAUAUUGUAAAUUUACCAUGUGUUUAAUGGUCAGAAUUAUCUAUUCAUACAUAUAUUAUAAAAGUCAUAGAUGCAUUGGAGCAUGUCAACAUCUAACAUGCAUAUUGCAGAAACUGUCAAUCUACAUUAUCAUGUUUAUGAACGCCUUUUCCAGUUGUUUACUCAGUUACUUUUAGUAAGUACAAACGGAACUGUCUUGGUUGAAGUUAGAGAAUAUAUUUUAAUUGAAGCUAAACUCAAUUGCUGUGUUGAAUUGAGACUGGUGGUGAAAGAGAAGAAAGAGAGAAAAAAGGCUUCAUUGGCCAAAACUGUUAAAAAUAAUCUCCUAAAUAUGCCAGACUCUGCCUCUCCCUUCAUCUCUUUCAGACAUUUUAUUCUGUAUAGAUCUAUUAAACAUUGAUACAACUCAAUACAACAUUUAUGUUAGACACAGUUUCUUCUCAUGAUUGUUGUAUUUAUCGUUUUUUUUGUUGAUGUGCCCUGCUACACGAGGCAUCGGUCUGUCCUGAGGUUUCUGUGUUUAUUAUUUUUUGGCAGUUUUUACUCACUCACAGAUUUUUAAGCCCUAUGACCCAAACUUUGAUUUGUAAAUGUGGGCUUUAGUAAUACAGUAGGAUUUUAGCUAACAAUUGCCCAUGCUGGAGUGUGAACUAUUUUUAGCGAGUUUCAGCAAGACGGACAUUGACUCAAAAUAAACUAGUGUGCACGUUCAUGGUUAUAAAAGACUAUAUCACAAUUGUAGGACACCCUCAGUGUUGAUCUUAUUUACUCAACAUGAGUCAUAAUUAUACACAGAGUAUCUGCCAAAUAGGCUUAUUAGAAAGCUGUUGCCUCUGCUCCCUGUGACGCUUUUGAUCUUCUGCAGACUUUCAUCCAGGAGAUGGUGGGAAAGCUGGGGGGCGUUCAGAAGCAGGACGAGCUGCAGAGCGAAGGCAUCGAGCAUCCGGUCAUCUGUCACAGCCACUACCGCCACGAGCCCUACCACUUCAACAACUCACAGCAGCAAUACCACCAAACUCGAGGCCAAAACCAAACCCUCUGACAAGACCCCGACCAAAACACCCACAGAUGAGAAGAUCUAUACCACCAAUAAAGAUCACCUGAGGAGUUUAGCAGCACUAUGUCCCGUUGUGUUGACGUGUAGAUCCCCGUUUUGUUAUUUUGCAUGCAAGUAAUGUACUCACUGGUCUUCUAGCAUCCUCACAUUGAUAACAGGACUCCAUGAAGUCCCUGCUAUCAGCCGAGCAAUAGUUUGGCCAAUAUCGCCAGUACACCCACAGGUUGCAGUUCUUACUCUUCAUUUUUGUGAGGAUUGAACAAUUAGUGAACUCAGAGGAGCUGUUUGAACAGUUUUCUUUCCUCUCUCCAGACAGGCUGCUUCACCCUGUUUGUCAGUCCUUAAUGCUAAGCUUAUUGCAGCCUAUAUUUAAUGAACAGAUAUUCAAGGAGUAUCAAGCUUUUCAUUAAAGUCUUGGUAAGAAAGCGGAUUUAACAAUUCCUUUAAGCAUUUAUUUAAAAAAAAGAUUGCACAUUACCAUGUGUCGAUAAUAAGUCAGUGAUCACAUCAUGCAUCUCUUUUCUGACAUUAUUUCCCUGAAGACCAGGAUUUAUUUCCAGCACUGAAACAUGCGACUCACAUGUUCACUUGACUGAGAGUAGAUGAAGGGAUGGAAAAAGAGAAUGUACAGUUCUUCUUUUUCACAUAACAUCCUUAUACAUAUCUAAUAUCACGCAUCAUUUUAUAUCAAUGUAUGUAACAAUGUUACACUGAGCUGCACUGUGGCACACUUACAGUAUGUUUCACCUUUCACUCAACACACGUUACACAACUUUAACACAGCUCAAUUAGAUGCAUAUAUAACUUAUGUUAAAUUAUAAAAGUUAUUUAUUGUCAUGUCUACUUAUAUAUCUACAUGUACAGUAAAAUGUUACACUGGCAGUAAUCCUGUUUACACUGUAGUUUUUAAUGACACUUUACUGCUACUGAGUUAUUACUUCAUUUUCAGUUUUUCACUUAACUUUGAUUCUGUAAAGAGCUUUGAGUUUCUAAUUAAACCAUUUCUUUCACUA
This is a messenger RNA of Pleuronectes platessa (European plaice), 4388 nucleotides long. It is a transcript of the gene ppp1r14aa, whose product is annotated as protein phosphatase 1, regulatory (inhibitor) subunit 14Aa. Gene Ontology annotation, molecular function: protein serine/threonine phosphatase inhibitor activity. Gene Ontology annotation, biological process: regulation of phosphorylation. The record is from RefSeq and is a predicted model, not a curated record. The transcript has 3 exons. The coding region runs from base 112 to 549 and encodes 145 amino acids. Gene Ontology annotation, cellular component: cytoplasm. Lineage: Eukaryota; Metazoa; Chordata; Actinopteri; Pleuronectiformes; Pleuronectidae.